This is a messenger RNA of Caenorhabditis elegans, 954 nucleotides long. It is a transcript of the gene srd-46, whose product is annotated as Serpentine receptor class delta-46. Gene Ontology annotation, cellular component: membrane. Lineage: Eukaryota; Metazoa; Nematoda; Chromadorea; Rhabditida; Rhabditidae. The coding region runs from base 1 to 954 and encodes 317 amino acids. The transcript has 6 exons. The record is from RefSeq and is marked reviewed.
AUGUUACAUAUUUUUCUAUCAUAUUUCUAUAUUAUUUUUUUCUUAAUUGUAUUUCCAACACAACUACUUUUGCUCUAUGUAAUAAUUUUUCAUUCUCCAAAACAUUUGAAAACUUUGAAAAGGAUUUUCCUUUGUAACUGUAGCUGUCAAAUUUUUUCCAUGAUAACGUUAGUCUUGUUGCAAGCGCGCCAGGUUUCCAAUUUGAAUCCUGUGGAAUUAUGGUGUUAUGGUCCCUUAAGAUAUUUAGAUGCAAUUGUUGCAUACACUAUGUACGUAUUGUGUGAGGGGACUGUUUUGAUGAGCAGCAUUCUGAUCUUUAUCACAAUGUAUGUCAAAUACGAAGCUGUAAGAAGUAUACACAGAGAAAGAUCAGCAAAGUUUUCCGUUAUUAUUUUAUCAUUGUCCCCUCUUUUCAUAACCAUGUCAGCUGAAGCAUAUUUAACGAUAGAAUAUCACUUACCCAUUGAAUAUCAAGAGAAGUUCAGUGCUAUCAACUCCAACCUCGGCGAUCAUACUGUCAUAGGAUACAUUGCUUUGGACAACAUUCCUGCUCAAAUUGUGUUUUGCACCAUUUGUGGAUUUUUCGUGAUAUUUCCUUUGAUUAUGUUUUGUUUGAGAAGAAAUAUCAUCUUGUUCAUCAAUUCAAAGUUGGAUUUGUCGUCGACAACAAUGCGGCAACAAAAUAGAGCGCUUAUAAAUGGUUUGACGCUUCAAGCUUUUCUCCCACUCUUUUGCGUUUGCCCUAUAUUCAUAUGCUCUUUUGUGGCCCUCAUUACAAAGACAGAAAUACUACUUGAACAAUAUUUUGUAAGCGUUGUGUUGUUGCUUCCUACAUUUUUCGAACCUUAUAUAACAUUUUACACAGUGUCUCAUUAUAGAAAACAAGUCAGAAUAUGGCUGGGAAAAGAGAAUAUGGGAUCAAUGAUGCUUGUAGUGUCUGUAUCAAGAUUAUGA